This is a messenger RNA of Erigeron canadensis, 2084 nucleotides long. RefSeq lists its product as uncharacterized. Gene Ontology annotation, molecular function: protein binding. The coding region runs from base 167 to 1789 and encodes 540 amino acids. The transcript has 3 exons. NCBI's taxonomy places the organism in Eukaryota, Viridiplantae, Streptophyta, Magnoliopsida, Asterales, Asteraceae. The record is from RefSeq and is a predicted model, not a curated record.
GAUAUUUUUAUUUUCAUGUGACAAUUAAGACACUUUCAUACAUCUUUCUUUCUCUUCUUAAUUAAGUGAAGCUACGUUCCAUAUAUACCCCGGUAUCCAUCCACCGGAAAAAUAGUCACCACCCCGUAUCACCGCCGUGUCUACCAACAACAAUCUCUCUUAGGAAAUGGGAGUGAAAGUGGCAAGUGGUUGUUUGAUAUGGUCACAGUCUUUGAAUUAUUGGCCGAUUUCUUCAUCAACUCAAACGCUUGCUUCUUCAAUUAUCUCUUCACCUUCUACAAAACGUCGUAAUUUGAAAAACGUUGCUAUGGUCUUGAGGAUCAUACAUAGACCGAGUAUGUUUGGAACAAAGCAGAACAAAUCUCAUGUGUUCAAAUCCAAACAAACCGUUCGUGCUAGUUUAAAUGCAGAAUUCUCAGAUGAAGAAUUUUGUAGAGAGAUUCGAGAGUUGGCUCUCUUAUUCCAAGUCUCGGAUAACAAUGAUAAUGAUAAUGAAAAUGACAAUGAUAAUAUGGAAAGUAGUGUUUUGUUAAAAUCGGAAAUGAAGGUUUCUGAGCCGUUUGGUAGUUCAGUAAUGGAGAAACCGGAAUGGAUAGAGGAAAUGGAUAUGAUUCAAGCGAGUAUAGAGCGGAAGGCAAGCAGGGUGGAGCUACCGUUCUCUUUACGAAUGAUUCAAAGAAAGAAGCAAUGGAAAAAAGGAGUUAAAGAAGCAGGGGAAUCUGCUUAUUGUUCAGUAAAAAAAGCCUUUUCCUCUAUGGUCUUUAUAAUCCGCGAGCUUCAAAGUUAUACACUUCAAAUGAGGGAAGCUUUAUUUUAUGAAGAUUUGCAAGGUGUUUUGGCAAGGGUACAAAAAGAGAUGAAUGCAUCUUUUGUAUGGUUGUUUCAACAGGUUUUUUCGCAUACUCCUACGUUUAUGGUGUAUGUGAUGAUUCUUUUGGCGAAUUAUAGUGUGUAUGCUAUGUCUAACAAUGUUGCUUUUGCUAUGGCAUCCCAUUCUGCCGCCAUGGAGUCUAUUAUGUCUAUUGAAAGCCAGAUAGAUACCAACAUUGAUUCGACGUCUAUCAAGACGUUUCCUAUGAAUUUAAGUGGAAAAACCGCCUCAAUUGGUGGCAUAAACGGCGGUGGUGGUGAUACCAGACCUGUGGCUAGUGGCACAGAUGAUGAGGAGAGUUUUAAUGGGGCUAUUGCACAUCUCAAGAAUAUUAUUCCGGAUGGAGGUUUCUUGUCAUCAACCAUAAGCCCUACAGUUUCGGGUCAGAUGACCCAAGACUAUGAAUUGGGCUUAUGGAGAGCAAUUGUGGAAGAAGCUAAUAAAAUGCAAGAUUUGUUUAGAAAUGGGGUUCUUGACUAUCAAACCAUGCAAAGAUUUGUCUCUCCGGUGACUGCAAAAGUAAUGGAAGACGACAAUGACACCGCAAGCCAUUUUAGAACAGAGCUUCUAUAUCAAAUGGGUCUGGCAGAAGAACCGGAUAACCCUCUUCUCCUGGCAAAUUAUGCUCAGUUUCUUUACGUCGUCGCCCAAGAUUAUGAUAGAGCGGAAAAGUAUUUCAAAAGGGCUUCUAAGGUAGAGCCAAAGGACGCAGAAGCACUUAGCAAAUAUGCAAACUUUCUUUUGGAAGUAAGAAAGGACUUUUGGGCUGCAGAACAGAAUCUUUUGGAAGCCAUUGAUGUUGAUCCUAUCAACUCCUUUUAUGCAGCCACUUAUGCAAAUUUCCUUUGGAGCAACGGAUCCGACGACCCUUGUUCCACAUUCGAUUCACCAGACAUGACCAAUUCGGAUGACCUUUAACCACUGCAAAACGAUAAAUUGUCGUUAAACCCUUUUCUCCGGUUAUUAACUAAUUAUAUGAUACCGGGGUGGGUUGAGUUGUGGUUAAAGAUUGUAUAAUUACAUUUAAGGAGGUUAACAAAGAAUGUGAUUGGGAUGUUGAUCUGCCUACAUUGAUGUUUGCUUUUGAACAUUUGGACAUUUCAAGUUGUAUUUUACUUUCACUACUACAAAAUGUGAUUUUGUAAAGCCAACAAGUGUAAUUAAUUUUUGUUUAAAUUUAUAAUGAUAAUUAUUGAAGGGUUUAGUAGCUAAA